AUGGCCAUGCAUGAAGAAUACGAGACUAAUAAGACAAUUCUAGAACAAAGCAAAGCAAACAAACAGGGCAUCAAGGACCCCAAGAACAAAGGGAUUGAAGCUCCUUUGUUGCACAAAAGUGAAGCAGCCGUUGUAGGGUAUGAAAAGGCGUUGGGCUUGAAGUCAAUUGCUGAGGAUUUGAGACAAGCCAACCAAAUGAUCAAGGAGCUGGACCAGUCUGUCCAUUCUUAUAUCGGUCUUGGAUCUAUAGCAUCAUUAACAGUAUUCUACCUUGUCAGGUUAUGA
Molecule: messenger RNA, 285 nt
Organism: Cylindrotheca closterium
Lineage: Eukaryota; Bacillariophyta; Bacillariophyceae; Bacillariales; Bacillariaceae
Source: the annotation of a GenBank genome assembly